ACAGGGGUAAUAAAAAGUUGGCUCAUAUAAUUUCACCUAUUUUUACAAAAUGGAAUAAUCUACAGAAUUAUUAAACACGACGGUUGAAGGAAAUCAGAAGACUAGCAUUUAGUACUGCCUACGCUGUUCGCUAGAUGCAUCUUUUGAAGAAACAGAGUGAACGUCUAGUAAAAAUAGAGCCAAAACACCAUGUACCACUACCUUAGAUUUGAAUUUUUUGUGAUUAGCCUUGCUGGCGUUGUGUGUUUACUCUAUUAUAGUAGUAAUUUGACAGAAAAUACCAACACUAACACUCUGCUUUUUAGAGCUCACAGCAACACCAUAAUUCCUGGCCCAAUAUCGUUCAAAGACUCAUACGUAGAAAAAGAAAAAAGAAAUACAUCCAGCUGGUGGAUAAUAAAACAGGAGGAAAUACAACGACAACGUUUAGCGUUAUUGAAAAAGGAAUGCAAGUCGACACAUUAUAAAAGGAACGCCCAUGUUCCAGUAAAAUUAUUUAUUGAACUCAGUCACAAUCUUAUGUACUGUCCUAUUCCUAAGAUUGCGUCUUCAAGUUGGAAGCAUAUGCUGUUAAUACUAGGUGGAUGUUUAAAUGCUGACGAACAAUUAGAACAACAUUUAAUGAGUAAACAUGCCCAAAAUUGUUUACCAAUGUUCACAUUUAAUGGUCUGUUUCAACAAAAUAAUGAAAUGGAUUCUUACAUAAAAUUCUUGUAUGUUCGUCAUCCGUUUUCACGAGUCCUUUCGGCAUUCAAAAAUAAAUUGGAUCCAAAAACUACGCUCAAGAAUGCUGGUUUUUGGCAGCGUAAGUUUGGAAUGAAUAUAAUUAGAAAAUAUAGGACAAAUAAAGAAUUUUAUCGAAUUAAAGCGAAUUUCAAAAGAAACUACAAUCUGAAGUUUGGAGAAUUUGUAAAAUACAUUGGUGAUCCUAAAGUGUCACGAAAUGUCUCAACUGAUAACCAUUGGAUUGAAGUGUUUAAUAAAUGUGAUCCAUGUUCUUUUCACUACAACUUCAUCGGUAAGAUGGAAACAAUGGCAGCAGAUACCGAUUAUUUAAUGAUGAUAUCAAAAAUAGACAAAGAGUUUGAGUUUCCAUCUUCAACAUUAAGCAGUCCGACUAAUAGCUCCGGAAGGGAUACCGUUGAAAGUUAUUAUAAAGAUCUCCCGGUGCAAGACCUAAAGAACUUGUACAAUCGAUAUAAACUAGAUUUUAAGCUGUUCGGCUAUCCCAAACCUGAUUUUGAAAAUGGAAACAUUAUAAGGUUUGGUACUUGAAAUAAUAUAUUUUAAAAAAUCAUAAAUAAACCGAGUUUAUAAUUAUCUGAGCAUUGCCAAAUUUGUAUGAAAUUUGAGUCUUAGUCUAAACAGCAAAGGUAAUAUUCACUCCAACGAAACUAACUUCUGCAAAUUCACUCUCACAGAACAACUAAACCCAGCAUUAUCCUGGGUUAGACCAUUCAUACCCAAAGUUGAAUCGCUGCUAUAGCUAAACACACUGCAAUACAAUUAUUAGUAAUUGCACUCAUUGCGUCGUACGACGGUGGGUACGACCGUUGUACGACCAAUCCAACUCCGUUAGACGGCGCUAAGCCGUCUGGCCGGCAGCGAGUGCCCGACUAGACUUGAUACAUGGACGGACGAUGAUGAUCAGAUUGACUAUCUGACAUAGUUUUAGCAAUAUCCUGACCGACCAGUUUUAUUCUGGGUCGGAGUUGCCCUGGGUUAGUUUUUCUGGACACACAGAUAGUGAACCUUUCCGGAGUGUCAAUCAAACUU
Molecule: messenger RNA, 1776 nt
Organism: Anneissia japonica
Lineage: Eukaryota; Metazoa; Echinodermata; Crinoidea; Comatulida; Comatulidae
Product: carbohydrate sulfotransferase 10-like
Exons: 3
Coding region: 190-1275 (361 amino acids)
Biological process (GO): carbohydrate biosynthetic process
Cellular component (GO): membrane
Molecular function (GO): sulfotransferase activity
Source: RefSeq, a predicted model, not a curated record